Vollenhovia emeryi is the source of this 1083-nucleotide messenger RNA. Its product is annotated as ABC transporter G family member 20-like. The transcript is spliced from 7 exons. The record is from RefSeq and is a predicted model, not a curated record. The coding region runs from base 237 to 992 and encodes 251 amino acids. Gene Ontology annotation, cellular component: plasma membrane. Lineage: Eukaryota; Metazoa; Arthropoda; Insecta; Hymenoptera; Formicidae. Gene Ontology annotation, biological process: transmembrane transport. Gene Ontology annotation, molecular function: ABC-type transporter activity.
AGAAACAGAUUAAUAAUCAUUAACACGUUUCUUGAUGAUUCUCAUUAAUUAUAUUGUGUUUUCAGAAGUACUAUAACAAUAUUUUAGAGGCGAAAUAUGAUGUUCAAAGAGGAGAACUUCAUGGUAUAAUAUACUUUCAUCAAAAUUUUUCUGAAGCUCUAAAAAUACGAGUGGAACAUGUUACUUUCGCGAAGGAUUCCGAUCUUCUUGCUAGUCAGAUUCAAGUUUUCCGUGAUAUGAGCGAAAGGCCAAUUGGACUUUUGCUACAGAAACAUCUAUUUGAAUGGUUCUUAGACGUUUUCAAGGCUAUCAUGAGUGACUGUAAAUAUUUGCCAAAAUUGGCCACUCCACCGAUACGAUUUGAAGAUCCUAUAUAUGGUACUACUGAUUUAAAGUAUAUAGACUUCGUGAUACCAUCAAUUCUAUCAGUAGUAGCCUUCACUUUGGGCAGUGCAGUCUCUUCCUUCUUGAUAAUCACAGAUCAAGAGAAGGAUGUCUGGAAUCGAAACUUAGUCCAAGGGGUAAAAGUAGAAGAAAUUCUGCUGUCUCACAUUGUGGUUGAGAGCAUCAUCACAAUUAUCCAUACCAUUACGGCAAUACUCAUAGUCUUCCCUAUAUGGGGUUUGGAAUAUAAAGGAUCAAUAUUCGUUAUAACCCUCCUUUUCUUUCUCAUCGAGUUUUGUGGAAUGAUGUGUGGUUUUGUUAUAUCUAUCUUUUGCACAACUGUGUCGUCCGCAUUCUUGUCAACCGGAAGUUUGAUAACGACGUUUCUAAUGACUGGAAGUGUUUGGCCAACAGAGGGAAUGCCGACAGGGCUUGACUGGAUUAGCUACAUAUGGCCAACUACAUUGCCCUCCCAAUCUUUCAGGGGAAUCAUUUACAAAAAUUCUUCCAUUUCUGAUUCGGAAGUUUAUAUUGGUUUUAUAACAAUAUUAGGGUGGACAAUGCUGUUCUUUGUCGUAACUAUAUUUGGUAUGAAAUUGAAAUCGUAGUAAUAUUAGAAGUUUUUGUCUUUGACAUUAUACAUAUGUAUAUAUGGUUAUUAUAGAUUAAUUAUGUAAAAUCGAAAUUGUUGUAUUAAAU